UCACCUACUCUACUGUCCCUUAUUGUACGAUGGUUUCCCUCUUCUUCGUUCACCCAAACCUACCCGCCAUCAGACCCUCAUCCACCCGCCGCCACGCGUCCUUUCUCCCUCCUCUCAAACUCGCCGCCCUCCGGCGACCUCCGCCACGUUUCUCCGGACUCCGCCGCGUCACCUCGGCCGCCGCCAUGUCAUCGGCUUCUGGCGCAGGACGGUGGGGCCACUGCCCUAGUUUUGGCCGGGGCGUACUCUCUCGUUCUUGCCUUUGAUUCUCUCACCAAGCAUAAUCUAAUCGAACAGAGCUUGAGCAGAAAAAUUGUUCAUGUAUCAUCUGGUCUUCUCUAUAUGUCUGCCUGGCCGUUUUUCAGUUCAUCAGCAGAAGCUCGAUAUUUUGCUGCAGUUGUGCCUCUUGUGAACUGCAUAAGGCUCGUCAUUUAUGGUUUUUCAUUUUUUAAGGAUGAAGGUCUAAUCAAGUCACUUACCCGAGAAGGGAAACCAGAGGAGUUGCUUAGAGGUCCUCUGUACUAUGUCCUGGUAUUGAUGUUUUGUGCUCUGGUGUUUUGGCGAGAUUCUCCUGUUGGGAUUCUGGUCCUGGCUAUGAUGAGUGGAGGAGAUGGCUUUGCUGAUAUUGUAGGGAGAAGGUUUGGAUCUUCAAAGCUUCCAUAUAAUAAACAUAAGAGCUGGAUGGGAAGCAUCUCUAUGUUCAUAUUCGGUUUCAUUUCCUCCAUUGGGAUGCUCUAUUAUUUUUCGGCUUUCGGAUGUAUCAACUUGGACUGGGGGAAUGCAGUGGCGAUGGUAGCUUUGGUUUCCUUAGUAGCUACUCUUGUGGAGUCCCUUCCCAUCAGUGAUGUUGUAGAUGAUAAUAUAUCUGUACCAUUGUCAACCAUGUUGGUAGCCAUGUUGGCUUUUGGUUAAAUAUCCUAUCAUUGACAUUUUUUUUUUUUGUUAUUUUGCGAGUAUUUUGGGAGACGAUUAAACAAAUUCAAUUUUGUUUAGCUAGAAUCAAAAAUUUCCAGUAAUUGAAGCCUGAAA
Molecule: messenger RNA, 1029 nt
Organism: Asparagus officinalis (garden asparagus)
Lineage: Eukaryota; Viridiplantae; Streptophyta; Magnoliopsida; Asparagales; Asparagaceae
Product: probable phytol kinase, chloroplastic
Exons: 6
Biological process (GO): vitamin E biosynthetic process
Cellular component (GO): chloroplast
Molecular function (GO): phytol kinase activity
Source: RefSeq, a predicted model, not a curated record